AGCGCGCGUUUGGCCCGCUUCGCUCAGGGCAGCGGUUACCUUGUCACAGCAAUGAGCUGCUCCGGGGCGGCGGCGGUCCGCUCCCUGUGGCGGCUGCGCACGGGCGCCCUGCAGCCUCUCGCAGCUUACGGAAGAAGGAUCAGUGUCAGAUUGUACACUGUACAUUCAGGAAUGACCUUAGACAAUAUCAAUUGGGCAGCUGUGGAUCGAAUAAUCCGGGUGGAUCAUGCAGGUGAAUAUGGAGCGAACCGAAUCUAUGCAGGGCAGAUGGCUGUCUUGGGUCGGUCAAGCGUCGGGCCAGUCAUUCAGAAAAUGUGGGAUCAAGAAAAGGACCACUUGAAAAAGUUCAACGAGUUGAUGGUUGCAUUUAGGGUGCGGCCCACCGUUCUGAUGCCCUUCUGGAACGUGGUGGGGUUUGCGCUGGGUGCGGGAACUGCCCUGCUUGGGAAGGAGGGAGCGAUGGCCUGCACCGUGGCUGUGGAAGAGUCUAUAGCACAUCACUAUAACAACCAGAUCCGGACGUUGAUGGAGGAGGAUCCUGAAAAAUAUGAGGAACUUCUUCAGGUGAUAAAGAAAUUUCGGGAUGAAGAGCUAGAGCACCACGACAUAGGCCUUGAACAUGAUGCACAGCUGGCUCCAGCAUACACGGUUUUGAAGAGUGUUAUCCAGGCCGGAUGCAGCGUGGCAAUAUAUUUAUCCGAAAGAUUUUAAAAGACCUCUGUUGGCAUCCUUCUAAGACAGUAUGUAUAAUAGAUCCACCUCAUUCGUCUGGUCGGCUCAGCCACUGCCUCCCUGGAGGACUGCUCCAACUGCCUCGCCCACCGAAUUCCCACCACCGCGCCUCAGGACAGGCGCUUUCCUGCCCCUUUUAUGGAGGAGGAGGUAGAAACAGAGCCUGCAGGUUCUGGAGAGCCUUGAACUUAACCACCGGGUCACUUGGCUUCUAAUUUCCUCUCUUCCUCUAUCGGGGACAUUUGGGCUAUUAAUAACACCAAAUGUGGGGACCUCGAAUGCUUCAGGCGACCACCUUUGAACACGGUCGUUAUGGAAUUUCAGGAGGAGAGACCUCUCAGGGCUCUUCCUCCUUUUUGGAGAUUCCAUACUCUUUUGAGAAUGUGAUAAAAAGUCUGAAUCCUCACCCCAGGGCCUCCUCAAGGCCCUCCUUAAAACUUCUUGAUCCGGUGAUUUGAGAAGAAAACUUGACCUUUCCCAACCGAGGGGAACAAAAGAAACCUUUCCACAAAACUGCUCCUUUCUGGCUCUGCCAGAGCACAAGGCACUUUCCUACUGAAUGUGUUUUCAAAGGGUUAAAAGGCUCCACUUGCCUUCGGGGACGUGCUUCCUCCCACUGCUGUCUCCCGAAAUGGCAGCCCUGCAGGGCU
Hyaena hyaena (striped hyena) is the source of this 1382-nucleotide messenger RNA. It is a transcript of the gene COQ7, whose product is annotated as coenzyme Q7, hydroxylase. Bases 52 to 711 code for a protein of 219 amino acids. Gene Ontology annotation, molecular function: 3-demethoxyubiquinol 3-hydroxylase activity. Gene Ontology annotation, cellular component: mitochondrial inner membrane; nucleus. The transcript is spliced from 7 exons. Lineage: Eukaryota; Metazoa; Chordata; Mammalia; Carnivora; Hyaenidae. Gene Ontology annotation, biological process: regulation of gene expression; determination of adult lifespan; regulation of reactive oxygen species metabolic process. The record is from RefSeq and is a predicted model, not a curated record.